This is a messenger RNA of Lodderomyces oxycetoniae, 1809 nucleotides long. RefSeq lists its product as uncharacterized. Gene Ontology annotation, biological process: meiotic cell cycle; positive regulation of transcription by RNA polymerase II. Bases 1 to 1809 code for a protein of 602 amino acids. The record is from RefSeq and is a predicted model, not a curated record. Gene Ontology annotation, molecular function: DNA-binding transcription factor activity; DNA binding. Lineage: Eukaryota; Fungi; Ascomycota; Pichiomycetes; Serinales; Debaryomycetaceae. The transcript is spliced from 3 exons. Gene Ontology annotation, cellular component: nuclear chromosome.
AUGCCAAAAAAGCUUGCAAGUUCCGAGGUAAUAAAGUCAGACCCAAUAUAUAGCCUUACUGCGUAUGAGAAGAAAAAAGUGGCACCUAGGUCAAGUGAACAGUUCAAAAUAGGUCCUCCCUUUGGUAAUACCAUUCAAGUUGCACCUUUAUUUAUCAACUGCACUCACCAGGAAGUUCAUCCCGAAGUGUUUGCAAGGAUUGACCGAGGUUUUGACUCUGUAAAGGAUCUAUGGAUAGGUUAUAGGCGCAAUUAUUUUUCAGUUGUUUCAUGUUUCCAGUUUCGAGAGUUUGGAGCCAAAAAAUCGAUAUUUCAAGAAGGCGGAUUUUACAUCAAGACACUAGGCAAAACUCAUGCGGUUAAAAGAUUUGCAUUAAGAUUAGUUGGAAAAUGUUCAGAGAAUAACGUUGAUGUCCGACUUUCUCAGCACACGGCAAAAAGAGACAAAGGCCCCAUAUUUGAGCCGCCAAUUAUUCCUGCAAUACCAGGCACGUUACCAAGCCAUUUAAUUAUCAAGCAAAGUUCUAAUGUGAGGAAAAUCUCACGGCUUCAAGAAGUGAACCAUCUUUUCACGUGUGAAUAUGGCUCCCUCACGCCUAAAUGCGCAGACUCGAUAUUGCACAAUUAUGACAAAAGCGAGCCCUAUGUGAAAGUUGCAAAGUAUGACCGAAUUCAAUUUGCAACUUCUUUGAAUAGAAAAGUACCGCUGAUGACUGAUAACAAGAAGCUUCUGCUUCAAGUACAACUAUUAGCAGAAUUGGAGCCUGGCAAUCCAAAUACUUAUGCCGUCGUAGCAGUUACAAACACACCUCCAUUCUUUAUCAGAGGACGAUCGCCUUCAACCUAUUCUGCAAGCUUGCCUCGCGUUAGGUGUGCAACUAGUCCCUUAAAGAGAGUGAUCAAUGUGCCCAAUUUUGACAAUGUAGCUCGGUACGUGCAUGCGCCAGCAGUACCACCGCUUACAAGUGAAGACAAUAAGGAAAACUUUGAUGCAAGCACCUUUAUAGAGGUAGACAUGCCUAACUCAAGCGCCUUUAUAGAGGUGGACAUGCCUAAUUCAAGUUUUGGUUUCAUUGCUAUUAACAAUAAUGAAGAAAAAGAACAAGAAAAAGAUGAACAACAACAAGAAGAUAGUGAUCAAGAUGAUCAAAAUUUCAGCUUAGGUUCAUCUAUUCCAAGGGGGUAUACACCACAACUGGUUCAUUGGGAGCCAGAGCUGCUUGAUCCGCAGUUUCACUUGCUACGUGCAUACCUGAUGAACAAUGACCAUCAUUACUCACAUAAUGUUGAAAGUUUUGCAGGUAGUUUUCAACGUCAACAACUUGAAAGUAAAUACCAAAAUGGCAUUACCCACACGGAUAGUUCAACAGUAGUCCGCACAUUAACAUCGACCGAGUCUUGGACAAAAAUAAGAGGAACAUUAAAGUCUGUGGAUCAAUUCUUGAAUUUGAAGUUGGAUAAUAUAAUAUGUAUUAAUGGGGACAAAUACCCGUAUCUUCAAGCAGUCAAAAAUCUUUUCAUUAGAGGAUCAACCGUCCGAUAUGUUCAUAUGAAUCCAAACUUGGUUGAUUGCACAUUGCUUCAGGACGCUUCACGGAGGGAUUUACAGGAGACGGCAUCGUUUGCUGAUUCACAGGAGACGGCAUCGUUUGCUGAUUCACAGGAGACGGCAUCGUUUGCUGAUUCACAGGAGACGGCAUCGUUUGCUGAUUCACAGGAGACGGCAUCGUUUGCUGAUUCACAGGAGACGGCAUCGUUUGCUGAUUCACAGGAGAUGACAUCGUUCGCUGCGUUUUCACUUCUUCUGUAG